AUGGAGUUUUAUAAAGCUGUUUGUGCCAAAUAUAAGGUAAAAAUAAAUUCUCAUGUUGUAGAAGUUUUACAGCGGACAACUGCGACAGAGAACGUGACAUUAACAAUAACAGGAAACCAUCGGCUGAGACCCGUUCAGAGACUCGACGACGAUGACAUUCGCAUGCUCGUUCAGUGUCUGCAAAUCAAACAGGGUUUGACGGGCCUUGAUCUGAAGUUCAACAACAUCACAGAUGAAGGUGUCAUAUACCUUGCUGAACUCUUACAGAAGGAGAAUUCAUCUCUGAGCUGUCUGGACCUCAUGUUUAAUGACAUCCUGACAGAUGGAGCUAAAAUCCUGUGCAGCAGUCUGCAGGGUAACCGCACCUUGCUCUCUUUAAGGCUCUCGGGUAAUAAGAUCGGGAACAAAGGAGGGAUGCACCUGGCCAAGAUGCUGCAGGAGAACGACACCCUGCAGGAGCUGGAGCUGGCUGACUGUGAUCUGGGGAUUCAGAGUAUCAUAGCGCUCAUCAUCUCUAUGAAAAGCCACAAGACCCUACACCGUGUUGACCUCAGCCGACCUCUGCUCUUCAGCCACCUGGAGGAGUGGGCUGUGCACUGCACGGACAUGCUGGUGGUGAACUGCAUCAUGGUGGAGCUCCACCUGGCGAAGAUGGGGAUGACGGACACUGGGAUGCAGAGGUUGGCCGAAGGCCUGAGGCUCAACCGCAGCCUGCGCUACCUGGAUGUGCGCUGUAACCGCGUGACUCGUGAUGGAAUCCGCUAUCUCGCUGAGGUGCUCAAGCAGAACCCGACACUUGAGAUCAUCGACCUGUCAUCCAACCGGAUAGAGGGUGAGGGCGCCAAGUAUCUGAGUGAAGCAAUCACCUGUCCCGGCUGCAGCGUGAAAGAGCUGUCUGUCACCAGGAACAACAUCAAGGCAGAGGGUCUGCUCGCUUUGACUCAGGCGAUGACGGCAAACAAAACUCUGACACACAUCUACGUGUGGGGGAACCACAAGGACGAGCCUGUCUGCAAGGCCUUCAGAGAUCUGCUGUCCAGCGGCCGCCUGCUGCCACAGCAUACAGACGUCAGUGCGUACGAGGUCGAUGGUCACAUAUAUCUUGCUGAGGUCUUCAAUGCUUUAAGGAGACAUUACAGAACAGACAGUUCUGGCACAAAUGACACCUACAACUCACUCCUAGGUGACCGACUAAAACCAACAGCAUCCACCUGA
This is a messenger RNA of Solea senegalensis (Senegalese sole), 1215 nucleotides long. It is a transcript of the gene lrrc34, whose product is annotated as leucine rich repeat containing 34. Gene Ontology annotation, molecular function: protein binding. The record is from RefSeq and is a predicted model, not a curated record. Lineage: Eukaryota; Metazoa; Chordata; Actinopteri; Pleuronectiformes; Soleidae. The coding region runs from base 1 to 1215 and encodes 404 amino acids. The transcript has a single exon.